AUGCUGCAACUCAGGCAGUACCUAGACGACGAAGCUUUGAAGGCAAUAGAAGGUUUUCCAGCUAGUUCCAUUGAUUAUGAAGCUGCUAUGAAGAGAUUAGAUGAAAAGUAUGGCGGACUACUUCGACAUUUACAUGCAGUACAACAAAGGAAACCUGUUAAUUUUAAUGAUAUAAGCGGAACAAAGGCGGAACUUUUAGCAAGGGCGACCGGUUUGAGAGAUUUGAACGUUCGACCGUUGAGCGAGUUACAAGUCGAAGACUUGGAAAAUCAACAAGCCCGUGCCAUUGAAAAAUUCCGCACACCACUGGGAGAAAAAAUACCAGAACCGGAGAGUCUACAUGCGAAUUGGAUGAGCAACACAUCAAAGAUCCCACCAUUUAGACAGGAGGAUAUAUUUCAAUAUUUGGUGUCUAAUAAAAUGAGAACAUUUGACAGCAAGUGUAUGAAUGCCAAACGUCAGUUAAAAGUCAAGGUGUUUUUCGAGGAUAAACAUGUCCACAGUGUUAAAUACAACGACAUAAACGAACAAUGUUCACAUUGUUAUGUGAAAUGUAAAGUUGUUCCAUCCUUACUGGUAACCACGUUUCAGUUCACCACAGAAAAAACAGGAUGGAAGCUAAAUGUAAAAGAUUAUUCGUGUUUAUGUUAUCACCUGAUGUAUACAGAUAUCUGUGCUGGACUCUAUUAUAUUUGUAAAUAG
Molecule: messenger RNA, 702 nt
Organism: Lottia gigantea (owl limpet)
Lineage: Eukaryota; Metazoa; Mollusca; Gastropoda; Lottiidae
Exons: 3
Coding region: 1-702 (233 amino acids)
Source: RefSeq, a predicted model, not a curated record